Lycium ferocissimum is the source of this 1730-nucleotide messenger RNA. RefSeq names its product coniferyl alcohol acyltransferase. The transcript has a single exon. Lineage: Eukaryota; Viridiplantae; Streptophyta; Magnoliopsida; Solanales; Solanaceae. The coding region runs from base 63 to 1433 and encodes 456 amino acids. The record is from RefSeq and is a predicted model, not a curated record. Gene Ontology annotation, molecular function: acyltransferase activity, transferring groups other than amino-acyl groups.
GCACUAGACCAAAAUAUCUCAAAUAAAUUACAAUCCAAAGUUAAUAUUUUUUAGGCAAUAUCAUGGCACUGGAAGAUGCAAGCCGUGGUGAUUACACAGUAAGUUUCAUCAGAAAAUCUAUAGUAAAAGCCAGUGGUCCAAUUCCAGAGCACCAUAUUCUCACACUUUCAAAUCUCGACCUCCUCUCUGGACGCUUUCCAGUGACAUAUUUUUACGUCUAUCGCGAAGCAAAACCUAACGACUCAUCAGCUUCAAUCGCGGAUGAAUUAAAAAAGUCCCUUGCUAAUUGCCUAUCACAUUUCUAUCCAUUUGCUGGACGAAUUAUUCCAAAUCCAGAAACAAAUGAGCCUGAAAUUGUAUGUGAUAAUACUGGUGCUUUGUUUCUGGAAGCACAAGCCAGCAUUUCACUAACAGAACUUGACUUGUAUUAUCUCAACAAUUGUCUGGAGGGGAAAUUAGUUCCAAUAAAUCAGGAGUUUCCGGUACAAGUCCAACUCACAAAUUACAAAUGUGGAGGCAUAUUUAUAACAUUCACAUUUGACCAUGCGUUAGGCGAUGCUAGUUCCUUUAGUAAGUUUCUACUAAUGUGGUCCGAGAUAGCGAGAAAAAAACCGCUCUCUUUCUCGCCGGAUCACAGGCGUUAUCUUCUUCGUGCUCGGGAUCCGCCUAUUUACAACCCUUCCUUUGACCAAUCGUUCAUUUCAUGCUCCCUACAUGAUAUACACAACAUAUUGACCCCGAGGAAAUUGCUUAAGCGCCUAUACUACGUUGAUGCAUCGAGCAUCGAUAGGCUGCAAAAAUUGGCAUCAAUUGAUGGUACCAAAAGGACAAAAAUCGAGGCGUUUUCAGCUUGUAUCUGGAAGAUUAUGGUCAAAGCAAUUGAUAAAGACCACCACAACAAGUGCAAGAUGGGAUGGCUAGUAGAUGGAAGAACAAGGAUAUGCAAUAAAAAUGAGAAAGUAACGGAGAACUAUAUCGGAAAUGCCUUAUCUAUAGCCGUUGGAGAAGCAAAUGUGAAUGAAAUUGAGCACGGGUCUAUAUCAGACGUCGCGAAUAACGUGCACAAUGCUAUAUCUAAAGUGACGAGUGCAGAACAUUUCUUGGAUUUAAUUGAUUGGAUUGAAUGGAACAAGCCUGGGUUGAUGCUCUCAAAGGUUGUCCUCGGACAAGGUGGUCCGACUAUUGUGGUCUCAUCAGGACGGAGAUUCCCGGUGGCUGAAGUGGAUUUUGGAUUUGGAACUCCAGUUCUAGGAACAGUGUACUCUACAAUAAAAAAGAUUGGAGUUGGUUAUAUUAACCAAAGGCCAGGUGCUAAGGGUGAUGGAUCUUGGACUAUUUCAGCUAUAUUGUGGCCUGAGAUGAUUGAGGCAUUAGAAUCAGAUACAGAACAUGUUUUUCAACCUAUGACUUCAGACCAUCUUAAAAUUAUCUAGCCCUCUGGUGUAUUCAGAGAGGAAACUGUUGACAUUCCUAAUUUAGAAGCAUCUUUCCAAAUUAAGGAUUUCUAUUUUCAGAUUCUAUGUACUCCCUCAGUUUCAUUUUAGUUGACCCAUGUUGACUUGUUACUCCCCUUAAAAAUGUAUUGGAAAAUGAUUUUUGGGUAGAAAUCUUGUGGGCAGAAUGAGGGGGAUAUUUAUGUCAUUUUACACGGACGGUGAUAAUUUUGUUCCAGUUAUACCCUUCACACUAAAGUCAAUCGUUAACUUUAAGGGUUAGCACUGUCUCUCUCA